AAAGUAUUGUUCUUCCCAUGGCAAAAUUGGCUUUGUUGGUUUCUCUUUUCGUUUGGGUUGUUUCUCUUCUAGAUUUUUCUCAAGCAAUCUCUUCUUGUAAUGGACCGUGUCAAACCUUGAAUGAUUGCAAAGGUCAAUUGAUUUGUAUAAAUAGUCAAUGCAAUGAUGAUCCCGAUGUUGGAACUCACAUUUGUUCAAACGGCGGCGGAGGAGGUAGAGGUGGAGGUGGAGGAGGAGCAAAAUUUCCACCAUCUUCAAGUGAUGGUUGCGAGGCAUUUGGAAACUUGAACUGCAAAGGAAAAUUGUUCCCCCAGUUCAAAUGCUCGCCUCGAGUGACUUCCUCGACUCGAGCCAUCCUAACAAACAACGACUUUAGCAGAGGUGGUGAUGGUGGAGACCCUUCUGAAUGUGAUGGCAAGUUCCAUCACAACUCUAAAAAAAUAGUGGCAUUGUCCACGGGUUGGUACAAUGGGGGCUCUAGAUGUGGGAAGAAGAUCAGAAUUACGGCUAGAAAUGGAAGGUCAGUUUUGGCUAAGGUGGUGGACGAAUGUGAUUCUAUUAAUGGAUGCGACAAGGCACAUGCUCACCAGCCGCCAUGUCGGAACAAUAUUGUGGAUGGUUCAAAUGGAGUGUGGCACGCUUUGGGACUUGAUAUAGAUGUAGGUGAAGAACCUGUCAUCUGGUCAGAUGCUUGAUAAAAAAAAUAAUAUCAUAUUUUAAUUUUGCAUGUAGUCUUGAAUUUAUAGAAAUGUU
Benincasa hispida (wax gourd) is the source of this 753-nucleotide messenger RNA. The record is from RefSeq and is a predicted model, not a curated record. Lineage: Eukaryota; Viridiplantae; Streptophyta; Magnoliopsida; Cucurbitales; Cucurbitaceae.